This is a messenger RNA of Geodia barretti, 1731 nucleotides long. NCBI's taxonomy places the organism in Eukaryota, Metazoa, Porifera, Demospongiae, Tetractinellida, Geodiidae. The record is from the annotation of a GenBank genome assembly.
AUGGCAGCAAAACUCGGUGACCUGCUGGUCAGAGAAAACCUCAUCACCCGGCAGCAACUCGGGAAGGCCCUGGAGUAUCAGAGGGUCCAUGGAGGCCGCCUGGGGUAUUGCCUGAUUCAGUUGGGGUGGGUCACCGGCGAGGACAUCAGCGCCAUCAUCUGCCGCCAGUUCGGCCUGCCCUCCAUCAACCUCCCCUUCUUCGAAGUUGACCCCUCGAUCGUGAAGCUCAUUCCGCUGGAGACGGCGCGGAAAUACCAGGUUCUGCCGCUGAGCCGGGCCGGCUCCACCUUGACCAUCGCCACCAUCGAUCCCACCGACGUCUUCGCCAUGGACGACCUGCAGUUCAUGACGGGCUUCACCAUUGAACCGGUCGUGGUCGCCGAGUCCGCCAUCCGGGAGGCCAUUCACAAGUACUACGGCGCCGGACCGACCCCGGAGCUCAAGCAGGGGGGUGCGGGCGCCACCGUCGAGAGCGGACAGCCGGCCGGGAGCGAGCCCGGGAUGGGCAGCGCCACUGACCGACCCAUCGCCCCGGGAAACUCGGGGCAGGCCGACGAGGAAGCCCCCGUCGUCAAGCUGGUCAACCGGAUUCUGUCCAGCGCCCUGAAGCAGGGGGCCAGUGACAUCCAUAUCGAGCCCUACGAGCAGGAGCUUCGGGUGCGCUUUCGCAUCGACGGUCUCCUGAGCACCGUCAUGACCCCUCCCCUGAGCCUGAAAGACGCCGUGACCUCCAGAAUCAAGAUCAUGGCCAAGUUGGAUAUCUCGGAAAAGCGCCUCCCGCAGGAUGGCCGCAUGAAGAUCAGGAUGAAGAAGGAGGGCCGGGUCGGGGACCUCGACCUGCGAGUGUCGGUCCUGCCGACCCUGCACGGCGAGAAGGUGGUUCUGCGGCUGCUCGACCGGGACCGCCUCAUGCUGGACAUGACCCAACUGGGUUUCGAGCCGGAAACCCUGCGGAGGUUCGAGUCGGCCAUCCUGAAGCCCUACGGUAUGGUGCUGGUGACGGGGCCCACUGGAAGCGGCAAGACCAGCACCCUGUACUCCUCGAUCACACGCCUCAACCGUACGGACACCAAUAUCCUGACGGCCGAGGACCCUGUCGAGUUCAACCUGCCGGGGAUCAACCAGGUUCAGGUAAAGGAGCAGAUCGGAUUGACCUUCGCCACCGCCCUGCGGGCCUUCCUGCGCCAAGACCCCAACAUUGUGCUGGUGGGCGAGGUCCGAGACCCGGAGACGGCCGAGAUCGCGAUCAAGGCGGCCCUGACCGGCCACCUGGUGCUCAGCACUCUGCACACCAACGAUGCCGCUUCCACCGUCAGCCGCCUCACCAAUAUGGGGGUGGAGCCCUUCCUGGUGGCGACCUCGGUCCAUUUGAUCUGUGCCCAGCGGCUGGUCCGCCGCAUCUGCCGCCAAUGCAAGCAAGCAGACGACCCUCCGGUUGAAGCCCUCAUCGAAGCGGGUCUCGCCCCCUCCGAAGCCCAGGAGAUCCUCACCUAUCGAGGCCAAGGCUGCGACGCCUGCAACCACACGGGCUACAAGGGACGGGUGGGACUCUUUGAAGUGAUGGAGAUCGGUGACGGCCUCAGGGAACUCAUUUUGAGGGGCGGGUCUUCCGCCCAGCUCAAGCAGAAGGCCAUCCAGGGUGGGAUGAUCACCCUGCGGGCCAGUGGGCUGCAAAAGAUCCGCGAUGGCCUCACCACCUUGGAAGAGGUCCUGAGGGAGACUGUCAAGUAG